Funneliformis caledonium is the source of this 381-nucleotide messenger RNA. NCBI's taxonomy places the organism in Eukaryota, Fungi, Glomeromycota, Glomeromycetes, Glomerales, Glomeraceae. The record is from the annotation of a GenBank genome assembly.
AUGAAGGUAGCACCUAAUAUUGCUCUUGAUUGGGGCUGUGAAGAUGAAAUGAUUUAUAUGCUAAAUGGCUUUAUUGAUCGAAAAAAAGUCAGUGUUGAAGAUGUAAACUAUGAAAAGGUGGAAGUAUCAGAUCCCGUUGUUCAAAAACGGUGUGAAGAUCAUCACAGAAACGAAUUAAAUCAGCAUCAGAGAGUUUACAUCAUAGAAGAACUACUAGGUGCAAUUAAUCCACUCGAUCCAAAUUUACAUGUAUAUGCCAAUGAGGAACUUGAUGGUGAAGUCACAAACAAAAAUAAUAGUAAACGAAAUAUAUGUGCAAUGUAUGUGGAGAAUGUGGUCAUAACGCCAGGAAAUGUACCAAGCAGCAAAGCAACUUCAUAG